UAAAAUCCCUAAAAACUCAAGCCCUGAAUUCCGUCUUCCCUUCCUCUCGAACAUCCUCCCUCAUCCCCUUUUCUGAAAUCAGUAAGAUGUCGUCAUCCGCGGUUGAGAACGGUGGAAAGAAGAUUAUCCUCCGCAGCUCCGAUGGCGAGGUCUUCGAGGUGGACGAGUCGGUCGCCAUCGAGUCCCAGACCAUCAAGCACAUGAUCGAAGACGAGUGCGCCGACAACGUCAUCCCCCUCCCCAAUGUCACCGGCAAGAUCCUCUCCAAGGUCAUCGAGUACUGCAAGCGCCACGUGGACGCCGCCGCCGCCGCGAACGCCACCAGGGCCGAGGACAAGCUCGCCUCUACUGCCAACACCGAGGACGAUCUGAAGGCAUUUGAUGCUGAUUUCGUCAAAGUUGAUCAGGCCAUGCUGUUUGACCUUAUUUUGGCUGCAAACUUCCUGAAUAUCAAAUCCCUUCUGGAUCUGACCUGCCAGACUGUUGCUGAUAUGAUUAAGGGAAAAACUCCGGAGGAAAUUCGUAAGACAUUCAACAUCAAGAACGACUUUACUCCUGAGGAAGAAGAAGAAGUCCGCAGGGAGAAUCAGUGGGCUUUCGAGUGAACAGUCAUGAAAAUGCAUCUAUAAAAACUUGCUGGUUGCCUCAGCUUUUGCUGUUUUCAGAUUAUGUAAUAUGUCUAGGAGAGACUCUCUACCCUAUUAUGUGUUAUGGUGUUUUGUUUCUAUCGCACUUAAUUAUUAGCAUGUGGUUCAUGUUUGUGGAUCGCCUGUGUUAAUAUUGGAACGUUGCGUGAUUAGCAUAUUGCGCAAAUGCAAGUAUUUAGUUGAACUGUCCUUUGGAUCAAUUGGAUGAAAAAAAUUCUUUUUGAUACCCAAUUUUUACAUGUUUUUG
Molecule: messenger RNA, 894 nt
Organism: Striga asiatica
Lineage: Eukaryota; Viridiplantae; Streptophyta; Magnoliopsida; Lamiales; Orobanchaceae
Source: the annotation of a GenBank genome assembly